AUGCCAGGUGGGAGGGGCGCGCUUGACCCAGGGCACCCACCAGGACCCGGGGCACCACCAGACCCAGGGCACCGCCAGGACCGGGGCACCCACCAGGACCCAGGGCACCUGCCAGACCCGGGGCACCCACCAGGACCCAGGGCCCCACCAGGACCUGGGCACCCAAGACCCGGGCACCCACCAGACCCAGGGCACCCACCAGACCCGGGGCACCCACCAGGACCCGGGGCACCCACCAGGACCCGGGCACCCACCAGGACCUGGGCACCACCAGGACCCGGGCACCCACCAGACCCGGGCACCGCCAGACCCGGGCACCCACCAGGACCGGGGCACCCACCAGGACCGGGCACCCACCAGGACCCAGGGCACCCACCAGGACCCGGGGCACCCACCAGACCUGGGGCACCCACUGGGACCCGGGCACCCACCAGGACCCGGGGCACCCACCAGACCUGGGCACCCACCACCGGGGCCCCACCAGACCCGGCACCCACCAGGACCCAGGGCACCUGCCAGGACCCGGGGCACCACCAGACCCGGGCACCCACCAGACCCAGGGCACCCACCAGGACCCAGGGCACCCACCAGGACCGGGGCACCCAGACCGGCACCACCGACCCGGGCACCCACCAGGACCCGGGCACCCACCAGGACCCGGAGCACCACCAGACCCAGGGCACCCACCAGGACCCAGCACCCACCAGGACCCGGGCACACCAGGACCCGGGCACCCACCAGACCCGGGCACCCACCAGGACCCGGGGCACCACCAGGACCUGGCACCCACCAGGACCCGGGGCACCCACCAGGACCCGGGGCACCCACCAGGACCCGGGGCACCUACCAGGACCCAGGGCACCCACCAGACCAGGGCACCCACCAGGACCUGGGCACCCACCAGGACCCAGGGCACCCACCAGACCCAGGGCACCCACCAGGACCCGGGCACCACCAGGACCCGGGGCACCCACCAGGACCUGGGCACCCACCAGACCUGGGCACCCACCAGACCCGGGGCACCCACCAGACCCAGGGCACCCACCAGACCCAGGGCACCCACCAGACCUGGGGCACCACCAGGACCCGGGGCACCCACCAGACCCGGGGCACCCACCAGACCCGGGCACCCACCCAGGACCCGGGCACCCGCCAGGACCCGGAGCACCUGCCAGACCCGGGGCACCCACCAGGCCUGGGCACCCACCAGGACCUGGGGCACCCACCAGACCCGGGGCACCCACCAGACCCGGGGCACCCACCAGGACCCGGAGCACCCACCAGGACCUGGCACCCACCAGACCCGGGCACCCACCAGACCCGGAGCACCCACCAGACCCGGGCACCACCAGACCCGGGGCACCCACCAGGACCCGGAGCACCCACCAGGACCUGGGGCACCCACCAGGACCCGGGCACCCACCAGGACCCAGGGCACCCACCAGACCUGGGCACCCACCAGGACCCGGGGCACCAGGACCCGGCACCCACCAGGACCCGGGCACCAGACCCAGGGCACCCACCAGACCCGGGCACCCACCAGACCACCCACCAGACCCGGGGCACCCACCAGACCCGGAGCACCCACCAGGACCCAGGGCACCACCAGGACCCGAGCACCCGCCAGGAUAA
Molecule: messenger RNA, 1632 nt
Organism: Homarus americanus (American lobster)
Lineage: Eukaryota; Metazoa; Arthropoda; Malacostraca; Decapoda; Nephropidae
Product: basic proline-rich protein-like
Source: RefSeq, a predicted model, not a curated record